Messenger RNA from Diceros bicornis minor, 1026 nucleotides. RefSeq names its product paired box 9 (gene PAX9). Gene Ontology annotation, molecular function: RNA polymerase II cis-regulatory region sequence-specific DNA binding; DNA-binding transcription factor activity, RNA polymerase II-specific. The transcript has 4 exons. Bases 1 to 1026 code for a protein of 341 amino acids. Lineage: Eukaryota; Metazoa; Chordata; Mammalia; Perissodactyla; Rhinocerotidae. Gene Ontology annotation, biological process: anatomical structure development; regulation of transcription by RNA polymerase II. The record is from RefSeq and is a predicted model, not a curated record.
AUGGAGCCAGCCUUUGGGGAGGUGAACCAGCUGGGAGGAGUAUUCGUGAACGGGAGGCCGCUGCCCAACGCCAUCCGGCUUCGCAUCGUGGAACUGGCCCAACUGGGCAUCCGACCGUGUGACAUCAGCCGCCAGCUACGGGUCUCACACGGCUGCGUCAGCAAGAUCCUGGCGCGCUACAACGAGACAGGCUCGAUCUUGCCAGGAGCCAUUGGAGGCAGCAAGCCCCGGGUCACCACCCCCACCGUGGUGAAGCACAUCCGGACCUACAAGCAGAGGGACCCCGGCAUCUUCGCCUGGGAGAUCCGGGACCGCCUGCUGGCAGACGGCGUGUGUGACAAAUACAACGUGCCCUCAGUGAGCUCCAUCAGCCGCAUCCUGCGCAACAAGAUCGGCAACUUGGCCCAACAGGGGCAUUACGACUCAUUCAAGCAGCACCAGCCGGCGCCGCAGCCGGCGCUGCCCUAUAAUCACAUCUACUCGUACCCCAGUCCCAUCACGGCGGCCACCGCUAAGGUGCCCACGCCGCCCGGGGUGCCCGCCAUCCCCGGCUCGGUGGCCAUGCCGCGCACCUGGCCCUCCUCCCACUCCGUCACCGACAUCCUGGGCAUUCGUUCCAUCACCGACCAAGUGAGCGACAGCUCCCCCUACCACAGCCCCAAGGUGGAGGAGUGGAGCAGCCUGGGCCGCGCCGGCUUCCCCGCCGCCGCCCCGCACGCGGUGAACGGGCUGGAGAAGGGAGCCUUGGAGCAGGAAGCCAAGUACGGGCAGGCACCCAAUGGUCUCCCAGCUGUGAGCAGUUUUGUGUCAGCAUCCAGCAUGGCUCCCUACCCUACCCCGGCCCAGGUGUCACCUUACAUGACCUACAGUGCUGCUCCUUCUGGUUACGUUGCUGGACAUGGCUGGCAACAUGCCAGCGGCACCCCACUCUCCCCCCACAACUGUGACAUUCCCGCGUCGCUGGCGUUCAAGGGCAUGCAGGCAGCCAGAGAAGGUAGUCACUCUGUCACGGCGUCCGCACUCUGA